Molecule: messenger RNA, 1369 nt
Organism: Platichthys flesus (European flounder)
Lineage: Eukaryota; Metazoa; Chordata; Actinopteri; Pleuronectiformes; Pleuronectidae
Gene: rbmx2
Product: RNA binding motif protein X-linked 2
Exons: 6
Coding region: 129-1253 (374 amino acids)
Biological process (GO): mRNA splicing, via spliceosome
Cellular component (GO): precatalytic spliceosome; catalytic step 2 spliceosome; U2 snRNP
Molecular function (GO): RNA binding
Source: RefSeq, a predicted model, not a curated record
GCUUCGAACGUCACCACAUACGUCAUCACCACGCGCCUCGAAACAAGCUUCACCAAAAUCUUCCUGAUCACUCGACGCACACCUCGAAACCUAGACACGUGACGUCACAUCCCUGCCGUUCACUCAACAUGAAUCCGCUGACGAAGGUGAAGCUCAUCAACGAGCUGAACGAGCGGGAGGCCGACCUCGGCGUGAAGGAGUCGGUGUCCUGGCACACGGAGUAUAAAGACAGCGCCUGGAUCUUUGUAGGAGGAUUUCCGUUCGAGCUGACUGAAGGUGACAUCAUCUGCGUGUUCUCUCAGUACGGGGAGGUGGUCAACAUCAACCUGGUGAGGGACAAGAAGACGGGGAAGUCCAAAGGUUUCUGCUUCAUCUGCUACGAGGACCAGCGCAGCACCAUCCUCGCUGUGGACAACUUCAACGGCAUCAAGAUUAAAGGUCGGACCAUUCGCGUGGAUCACGUUAAAGACUAUCGUCCUCCCAAAGACUUUGAGGACAUCGAUGACAUCACCAAGAAUCUGAGGGACGAGGGCUGUGCUCCCAAAGCCACCAGGUCGACCUCCUCUUCCUCCUCUUCCUCCGAGGAAGACGAGCAGUACGUCAUCCCUGUGAAGAAGCUGAAGAAAGACAAAAAAGAGAAGAAGAAAGAAAAGAAGAAAAAGAAGAAGAAGAAGAAGGAGGCCGAGCAGGAGAGAGGGGGCGGAGUGUCCUCCUCCGCCUCGCCUCCUCUUCAUCGUACUCCUCCCGCCGUCAGAGUCAAAGAGGAAAAGGAGGACAAUGCCUACGACAAGUACAACCAGAGGGGGGCGCCACCAGGAGGACAACUGAAUGGACAGAGAGGGGGGGAGGAGGCAGAGAGGAGGAGAAAUCAUGAGAGGGAAGGAGAGAAAGAGGAAGACAGACAAAGAGAGACAGACAGAGACAACAGAAGAGAGGGAGACAGACAAAGAGAGACAGACAGAGACUACAAAAGAGAGAGAGACGAAGACAGACGGAGGGAGACAGAAGGAGACGACAACAGAAGAGAGAGAGAGGGAGACAGACGGAGGGAGACAGACAGAGACAACAGAAGAGAGAGAGGGGGAGACAGACGAAGGGAGACAGACAGAGACAACAGAAGAGAGAGAGGGAGACAGACGGACAGAGAUGGUGAGCCAAGGAAAGAGACAGACCGGGACAGAGAUGACAGGAGAGAAAGAGAGGGGGACAGAAAAAGAGAGACGGACAGAGACAGCAGAAGAGAGAGACGAUGAUAGAAGACAGAUGGUGAAGAGAGAGAGAGACGGAAAAAGAAACAGAUGUUUGUUUCCUUCAGUUUAGAACAAUUUUCUUGUUGGAUAAAAUUUUCUAAUAAAACCUUUUGACUUGA